ACAAAAAAAACACUCUCCUAAAUCUCCUUCCAAAAAAAAUCACAAACGCACUCUCCUUAGCUAAUAGAAAAAAAAAAAAAACAAUGGCCCUUCAAGCCCUCAACUCUCCGACAACUCCGACGCCGCCGUCGUUCAAGCUCGACAACACUGCCACCAUAAACUACCUCGAGCCGUGGUCGAAGGGCAAGCGCUCGAAGCGCCCCCGCACCUCCGAUCACCCCACCGAAGAGGAGUACCUCGCCCUCUGCCUCAUCAUGCUCGCCCGCGGCGGCGCCGCCUCCUCCACGGCGGCGCCACCGCCGAAAAGCCUCCCACCGCCGCCGCCGCCGGCGGUUUACAAGUGCUCUGUUUGCAACAAGGCGUUCGGGUCCUACCAAGCCCUGGGCGGCCACAAAGCCAGCCACCGCAAGCUCAGCUCCGGCGGCGGCGGCGACGAGCACUCCACCACCACCUCCUCCGCCGUGACAACGACCUCCGGCGCCGGCGCCGGAGGGAGAGUGCACGAGUGCUCCAUCUGCCACAAGGGCUUCCCCACGGGGCAGGCCUUGGGAGGGCACAAGCGCCGCCACUACGACGGCGGAGCCGCCGCCGCCGCCGCCAGCUGGUCGGAAGGGGUGGGGUCCACCGUUAGCCACCGGGAUUUCGACCUCAACCUGCCGGCGUUCCCUGAUCAGUUCUGGCGGAGAUUCGGGGGCGAGGACGAAGUCGAAAGCCCGCACCCGGCAAAGAAGGCGCGGACUUCGCCGCCGGCGGAGCUGAAAUUUGUUUGAAAUUAUUAGGAAGUUGAUGAUUAAUUGAUUUUUUUAAAAAAAUUGUUAGUUUUGAUUUGGUAGUGGGAAUUUUUUUGUGAAUACAAGUGGGAUUCAGUGGUAGUGGUAGUGAUUAUUUAUUGAUUCAAUUGAUUUAUUAUAGUGGGACUAUAUAUUUAUUUGAUUAAAUGAAGAUUGUAUUAUUGUUGAAA
This is a messenger RNA of Salvia hispanica, 961 nucleotides long. Lineage: Eukaryota; Viridiplantae; Streptophyta; Magnoliopsida; Lamiales; Lamiaceae. The record is from RefSeq and is a predicted model, not a curated record.